AUGAUUGAGACCCACCUACAGUCUAUCGAAGAGGGCACUUUCAUGGCAGAUGUCACCAUGGGAGAGUGCUUUCUGAACUUUCUGCUGCAUCUUUCUUUGCAAAAGUUGGCAGGGGUGGACUUCACCAAAUAUUUCCCAGGCCCAAGUCAAUCCACAGUUUGGGAUUGUUGGCAUUGCACGUUGAUGGGAGUGAAAAGCUCCCCCUAUCAAGCGGUGCAAGGAAUUACGGUUGCGGAUGAAGUGAUCCAUGGACAACCAGAGGACUCCCAGAAUGUCUUCCAGUGGUCCAGAGUGCGUUUGAACUGUCCUGGAGAUAAGGACUAUGAUCCCUUGAAACCCUGGGUUUCCAAGAUCAGAAGUGAUGGCAAGAUUGUAGCAGAUCUGAGUGGAUAUGUGAAUGACUUGCAACCAUCUGGUCCAAAUUGGAUGGAGGCUUGGCACAUGUCAUGCCCAACGGCCAGUAUCCUGAAUCAUCUUGGAAUCCAAGAUGCCGCGCACAAAUGCUGA
This is a messenger RNA of Cylindrotheca closterium, 507 nucleotides long. NCBI's taxonomy places the organism in Eukaryota, Bacillariophyta, Bacillariophyceae, Bacillariales, Bacillariaceae. The record is from the annotation of a GenBank genome assembly.